UAACCUGGUUUCUUUAUGGAGCAAUGGCACAACAGUUCCAUUCUUUCUGCAUUAUCAUACAGUUCAGGGGACCUACAGAAAUUGGAGGAAACUAGAUUUAUAAGAGAGCACUGUCCUACAAUCAAAUACAUUUACUAAAAAAGGGAAUUAAAUUCUAAUAAAGGAUUAGGUUAUAAUUGAUGCACCCUACCCGUGCAGGCAAGGUUACAUUAGCAGCCGCUAGCAGCGUGGGAUGGAUAUGAGCCAGGAAGCUGAGAGCAAGCCAUGGAAGUUUUGCAAUGUCACUGACAAUUUCACAGACAAGAACUUUCAUUUCAUUUUCGAGCAGUAACCGGUGGCAUCAAAACUGGAAAUGUAAGCAAAUGGCAUUGUGAAGCCCCUUGUUUCCUGCUGGGCCCAUGAUGCACAGCUGCACUCACACUCAGUGCUGGCAACACACGCUUUGAGGGGAUAGAGUCACAUCUCAAGGCCAACAACAAACAUAAGCAAGUUCUAUUCUGAUGCUGCAAGUCAAGAGCACUAUGGAAUGAAAACAAAAGAAAUCCUUCUGGCAGUUAUGGUUGAACAUAAUAGCCCUGCUAUCUGUACAAUGUAAUAGCUAGUCAGAUGGGUUGGCUGAUGCUGCAGUUUAAGAUGUUUUCAUUAUUUAAUUGCCUUGUGCUGUUUCAUUUGGUUACAAGAGGGGUCUCGUUUGCAAUUAAAGGCUGUGAAGUGCAUAGGCAGUACAAUCUGAAGGUUCUCUGCUACAACAGGGAUUUAACCAAGGUCCCAGCACAGCUUCCAGAGUUAAGCUUCAUGCUCGACCUUUCCCAUAACAUUAUCAAGACCAUAAACAGGACAGACUUCCAGAAUCUUACAGUCCUUCAAAAUCUAAACCUUUCAAACAAUCGCAUCCAAUAUAUGGAGAAUGGAGCCUUUGGGAAACUUGUUGCUCUGCAACUUCUCAACCUUACCAAAAACAGGAUUGGCUCUCUGUCCAGCCGCACGUUUGAAGGACUGCAAAACCUAAGCACACUGUUACUGGAUAACAACAAUAUUGUUACCUUAGAGCCCAAUACGUUUCUACAUUUGUACAACCUUAAAACUAUCAGUCUUUCCUACAACUGUUUUUACAAACUGAAGACUCUGAACCCUGCCUUUCAGAUCGGGACCCUCAGAGAGAUAAACAUAGCAAACUGUAGCAUACAAACAUUUUCCACUGAGGACAUAGUAAAUGUUUCUGCUUCUCUUCGGUCAGUCGAUGCCUCCAGAAAUCCAUUUUCAGUUAUCAGUUUCCCAAUGAGUAUCUUAGAGAACCUUACUAACCUAGACAUAUCUCUCACUCAGAGGCCCAUUUUAUGGUACGUUAAAGAACCUUGCUUUUUGAGGGGACUGAAGAAGCUAAAUAUUAAAGAGAAUAAUAUAAAACCACCGGCUAUAAUAGGUAUAAUUAAAAAUCUGUCAUGUAGCUCCCUUGAAGAACUUAACCUAAGUUACUUAAACCUAACGGACUCUGACCAACUAAUCCAAGAACUAUGCCUUAGACACCCGAAAGUUCAAACACUCAAACUUACUGGUAACCAGUACACAGAGUUCAGAGAAGAUACAUUUCAAAACUGUACUUCUGUAAAAGUGUUAGAUUUAUCUCACAACAGGCUGCAUUCUGCGCCUGGGUCUACUUUCCACCAUCUUGCCUCUAUCAGAGAGCUGUCUCUGGCCAAUAACUCACUUACUGCUAUACCUGAUAAUUUCUCCUUUAUAACCUCCUUGCAGAAGCUGAACCUCAGUUACAACCAUGUUAAGGAGGUGAAUCUAAACAACUCUUUCAGCAAUUUAAAGGAACUUGACUUAUCUGGAAACAAAAUGACGUUUUUUCUUUCCUCGGGACUAGGCAACUGGAACCUACAAGAUUUGAAUCUGAGAGAAAAUUACCUUUUGGAUAUCAGCGCUUCUUUUGCAUCCAGUCUGCCCACGCUGCAGAGACUCACCAUUAGCAAGAAUAAGCUAAGCUCUCUGUCAACCAAUACUUUUCAAAAUGUAACCUUCCUGAAACAUCUGAAUCUUGCAGACAAUCAGAUAGAGGUGAUAGAUCCUGGUGCCUUUUCUGGUCUUGACAAGCUGCGCACCUUGAUAAUUGGUAGCAACAAGAUAACAAGGAACACUCUCCACAAUAUGACUUUCCAAGGCUUGGGGUCACUCCUUGAGCUACAGCUUUUUGGCAACUAUCUUAAUUACGAUUCCUCAAAUUAUCUUGAUAUUGUGCCAUUCCUUCCAUUAAAAUCUUUAAAGAUGAUCACUCUAAACAGUCAAGGUCACAAUGGAAUGCAGAAUUUACCUAUCAACUUCUUUGAAGGUCUGCUGGCAUUGGAAAGGAUUCAUGCAGGCAAUUUAGCCCUGUCUAGCAUUGACUCAAGAACAUUUUCAUAUACUCCACAACUGAGAGAACUUGAUAUCAGCGAAAAUCCAAUCAAGAUUCUUGACCCAUUUUUGUUUAGAAAUGUACCACAUCUCACAGAGCUGCACAUCAGUAAAACUCGCAUGGAAUCGCUGGAUUUUCUCAUUCUAUCAAACUUGACUCACCUGAAGCUUCUCCGCGCAGUAGAUAGCCAGCUGAACUCAUUCACUUCACAACAGGGUGCGGCUUUACCAUCUCUGAGAUUCUUGGACCUGCGCAACAACCCACUGACCUGCAUCUGUGACAACCAGUGGUUUAUAGAUUGGGUUCACAAUGAUACCAAGACCCAAGUCCUUCAUUUUUAUGAGUACACGUGUGCUUACCCACCUGUCGCAAGGAACUCCAAACUGUCUACUUUCAACCUUUCUUCCUGUAGGUUAGACUAUUCCUUUAUUUUCUUUCUUACAUCAACCCUGUUCAUAACUACUUUUAUCAUUUCUGCAACUGUGUGGAAUUUUUGGAGAUGGCAUGUGAUUUAUGCUUACUACAUUACCCUGGCUUUCCUCUAUAACAGAAGGUGGCAAGGGAAGAAACAAAAAUGUAAGUAUGAUGCUUUCAUAUCAUACAACUUCCAUGAUGAGAAAUGGGUCUUCAGGCAACUUGUUCCUAAUCUAGAAGGGAGAUAUAACUGGAGGCUUUGUCUUCAUCACAGAGACUUUGAACCAGGAAAAGCUAUAGUUGAUAACAUAGUUGAUAGCAUCUAUAGCAGCAGGAAAACCAUCUGUAUUAUCAGCAGGCACUAUUUAGAGAGUGAAUGGUGUUCCAAAGAAAUCCAGUUGGCCAGUUUCCGCCUCUUUGAGGAACAUACAGAUGUUCUGAUUCUGUUGUUCCUGGAACAAAUUCCCGAUCACCACUUAUCCCCCUACCACCAGAUAAGGAAAGUUAUAAAAAAGAAGACAUACUUAAUAUGGCCACAGGAGAGAAAUGCUACCAGCAUCUUCUGGUAUAGGGUGAGUCAGGCAUUGCAGACUGAAGAAAGAGAAGAGGAUGAAAAAUGUCUGCUGUAGUCUCUAUGUCCUUAAAUUACUGCAAAAAAUGAAAUUUAAUAUAAGCUGUAUCUCAUGGAAAUAUGAAUCUUUAUAAAUAUACUUGAUUAAAAAUGUUGUAGUGUUUCUGAAAUAAUCAAGUUAUUGUUCAUUAUUUCCCUCUCAGCAUCAUUCUCUCUUAUUGCAGGAGUCGGAGGUCAGAUUUGACUGACAUCUUUUUGGGGGGCUCCCUUUCUUAGCAGGUGUAUUAGCACUAACUCAAAUAACUGACUCCGGCACAAACAAAAGUAAUGUAAAUAACUCUGGCACACUGCCUGCACACAGAGAAACAGGAUUUCCAUCAGAGCCAGUUAUUUUUAAAAGAGUGAGCUCCAAUACAUCUUUUAGAUAAAGGGAGCGCCCCCAAAGGCUGUAUUAGACCUGUCAAUCAAAAUCUGACUCCGACUCCUGCAUGAAGACAGAAUGUAAGAAAGGCAGAUGCUGAGAGGGGGAUAGUAAAGAGUAAUUGUCAUGAUACGGGCCUGAAAGAGUUAAUGAAGCAGGGCAAGGUAUCCAAAAAUCUUCCCUCAUGUACCAGUAACAGAUAUUUAACAGGCCUCUGCUUACUAGGAUCUAGAACCAUGCCAUGUGGGGGAGUGAAAGCCCAUGUAAGCGUGACUUAGGGGCGCAUUUAUUAUGCUGUGUUAAACGAAUUCGGCGAAAAAACAGAGUAAAAAGCUGUGUAAAAUAAAUGGAAAAGA
Molecule: messenger RNA, 4160 nt
Organism: Xenopus tropicalis (tropical clawed frog)
Lineage: Eukaryota; Metazoa; Chordata; Amphibia; Anura; Pipidae
Gene: tlr22
Product: toll-like receptor 22
Exons: 2
Coding region: 607-3441 (944 amino acids)
Biological process (GO): signal transduction
Cellular component (GO): membrane
Source: RefSeq, a predicted model, not a curated record